UCUACGACCGGUAACAACUUGUUGAGCAAACGCAAAUAUUUAAGUUAUUGUUGCGCGCAGCGUGGCACACGAAAUUGUUUUGGCGUAUUUUCAAAGUGAGCAGUGGCUAACAGUUAACAAAUUUCAGAAAAUAUAUUAAGCAAUAUACAGUUUGAUUUUUAAGGUUAAGGUUACUUGGGGUCGCAAUCGAUUGCUAAAUAGGGAUCGGUGAAGCCGUGAAAAGUUCUUCAGACGCACUCGCCAAAUAUAUUAUUAGAAUUUUAGUGAUUCUUAUCUAUGUACAUAUAUUUGGAAAAUUACCGCCGAUAACCUGAGCCACUAUGUUCAAAGCUGUAAAAAUCAAGUCAAGAUUAUUAAUGGGCUUGAAAACUUCCCAUGCGGAUCUAACAAUUGCGAAGUUUAUACUUUUUUAUGGGCCAACCUUUGCCGACAGCAACAUUUUUAAUAUAGAUGACUACAAAUCAAUGCUAGAAGAUUCUAACUUCUCUAAAACAAAGAAUACAGUACUAUAUAUACAUGGCUAUCUUGAGGACGCGGACAUUGAGAGUGUACAUGUGAUUGUGGAUGCGUAUCUCCAACGAAACGAUGUCAAUCUAAUUGUAUUGGAUUGGGGAGAAUUAGCCAAUGGCAAUUAUAUGUUUGACGCUGUAGUCAAUUGUAAGCAGCUUGCGUCCGUUUUGGCGAGAAACUUAAUUGCCAUGUUUGAGAUGGGCUUGGACAUAGACAAAUUCCAUAUAGUUGGACAUUCACUAGGCGGACAAAUGGCUGGCAUAAUUGGACGAGAAGUGUACAGGCGUAACGGCAAAACGAAAAAACUUCCCAGGCUUUCAGCAUUAGAUCCUGCAUUUCCUUUAUUUUAUGGAACGUUCUCAUAUCAUUUGAGUAAACAUGAUGCCGAAUUUGUUGAUGUAAUCCAUACUGACGCCUGGAUAUACGGGGCUCCAGUAAGUACUGGGACCGCAGAUUUUUGGCCCAAUGGUGGUACGACAUUACAACCCGGCUGCCCGAAAAGAAAUUAUAAGCUUCUUUCAGAUAACGAUUUAUCUAGUCAUCGCCGAUCUUGGUGGUUUUGGGCCGAAAGCGUUAAGAAGGAAUUCCCGUGCCAUUUUUAUGCUGUUAAGGCAAAGAACUGGGGCGAUUUUAAAAAUGGCAAAUACGUCGAUAAUGAGGAGCAGCGUGUUGUCAUGGGUCAUGACUGCCCCACGAACAUUACUGGAGACUACUAUUUACAAACUAAUGGCAUACAACCGUAUGCAAGAGAUAUGGCUGGUAUAACCUAUGUUCAUCCUGCAAAACUAGUUGGAAACAGUACCACGGAGAGUGAUGACGUUGAGCCGUCGAAAACAUAAUACUUAAAUCUUUUGCUAGUAUUAGUAUAUACAUAUAUGUCCAACAAUUCUCAUUUUUAUAAAAUCGUGUAAAUAUUUUAAUGUUUAUCAUUUAAUAACUUAUAUGUAUGUAUGUUAUCUUUACGCGAGUUUUGGCAUAACUUUUAUAUACAUAAAUCUAACUGUGUCCGAUUUAAAAAAAUCUGAAAAUUAAAAAUUUUAAUUAUUUUUAGUCGACUAUGUUUGCGGUGGUCCGCCUUCAAAUCUAAAUAUACUAAAACAAGUAAGAAUGUAAACUUCGGUUGCAACGAUGCUACAGUACCCUUUAYAAAUAAAAAAUUUCCAUACAAGAA
Bactrocera latifrons is the source of this 1681-nucleotide messenger RNA. Its product is annotated as lipase member H-A. Gene Ontology annotation, molecular function: lipase activity. The record is from RefSeq and is a predicted model, not a curated record. Gene Ontology annotation, biological process: lipid metabolic process. Lineage: Eukaryota; Metazoa; Arthropoda; Insecta; Diptera; Tephritidae. Bases 321 to 1349 code for a protein of 342 amino acids. The transcript has 9 exons.